AUGGGUGACUGGAGCUUCCUGGGGAGACUUUUGGAAAAUGCACAAGAACACUCCACGGUGAUAGGCAAGGUCUGGCUGACAGUGCUGUUUAUCUUCAGGAUCUUAGUGCUGGGAGCAGCCGCCGAAGAAGUCUGGGGAGACGAACAGUCUGAUUUCACAUGCAACACCCAGCAGCCUGGUUGUGAAAACGUCUGCUAUGACAAGGCCUUCCCAAUCUCCCACAUCCGCUUCUGGGUGCUUCAGAUCAUCUUUGUGUCGACGCCCACCCUCAUCUACCUGGGGCAUGUCCUGCACAUCGUGCGGAUGGAGGAGAAGAGGAAAGAGAAGGAGGAAGCGCUGCGGAAGUCUAGCAGACAUCAAGAGGAGAAGGACCUCUUCAAAAAUGGCAGCGGUGGGAAAAAAGAGAAACCACCUAUCAGAGAUGAGCAUGGCAAAAUACAAAUCAGGGGCACCCUCCUGCGCACCUACGUUUUCAACAUCAUUUUCAAGACCUUGUUUGAAGUUGGAUUUAUUGUAGGUCAAUAUUUUCUUUAUGGUUUUCAACUGAAGCCCCUAUACAGGUGUGGCAGGUGGCCGUGCCCCAAUACAGUGGACUGCUUUAUCUCUCGACCCACAGAAAAGACAAUUUUCAUCAUAUUUAUGCUUGUGGUGGCUUGCGUGUCUCUUUUGCUGAAUUUGUUAGAGAUUUAUCACCUAGGAUGGAAGAAGCUCAAACAGGGAAUGAUCAAGGAGUACUCCCCAAGUCACGUACCACCAUGCAACAAAACAGAGCCUGAACCCAUGACCCCCACCCCUAGAACUGCCCCACCCAGUCUUAGCUACCCACUUUAUUACACAGACACCACUGCAAGGGGUCCCCAUGCUUACCCCGCAGCUCCCCCGGCAGAGUUCAAGAUGUCACCUCUUACUGAGGAACAUCACCCAUCCCCUCCCUUCUACAUCAAUAGCAACCAUAGGCUGGCCACUGAGCAGAACUGGGCAAACCUCGCCACAGAGCAGCAGACUCGUGAGAGGAAACCUGCCUCCCCUUCUGCCUCCACCACUAGCAGCGUCCGCAACGAGCACAGCAGCAAGGACGCACUGGCCAGCAGCAAGAGCUUGAGCGCUGGGAAAAGUGAGCAGGAAGAGGGGCAUGUGACCACCACAGUAGAAAUGCAUGAGCCCCCUGCUGUCAGUGACACGCGACGAUUGAGCAGGGCGAGUAAGUCUAGCAGCAGUAGAACAAGAUCAGAUGACCUAGCGGUCUAGCUAUUAAUACGAGUCAUCCAAAUAAAAAUAAAAACAAUGUGAGGCAGGGCACUGGAACUGGGAUGCUCAUGAUCAAAUAUACUGUUAUGCAAUCUGUGAGUUGUAGUUUUAUGUCCAGCGGGUUGCUCUAGACUUUUCCAAAGGCAGUAAAAAAGCAGGAUUAACUAUGAUUGUACAAUGACCUAGUAUGGGUCAACAGAAGCUUCAGGUAAAUGGCAUUAUAAUGUAAAUCUGGUAAUGCACAUAUGUUUACAUUAAACUUUGUUUGCUGACUGAAGUUCCUGAUCUACGGUACUUGAGAACAAUACACACAAGCCAGUAUAAAUCAGAGACUUUAAAUAAAAUAGUUACAAUUGGAAAAUAUGUAUAUUUGUAAAUAACAAAUACAGUACUAUAAUAAAAGUACAUAAUGCAAAAUAAAGUUUACUAAAUAGAUAUUUUUUUAGUGAAUGUUUAGAUCUUUCUAAUACAAUUUAAAAUUGUUCCUCAGGUUUAAGAAGGUUUUGAUAUGCAAAUGUAAAUCAAAUUGGUUGACAUUUUAAA
Molecule: messenger RNA, 1791 nt
Organism: Acipenser ruthenus (sterlet)
Lineage: Eukaryota; Metazoa; Chordata; Actinopteri; Acipenseriformes; Acipenseridae
Product: gap junction alpha-3 protein
Exons: 1
Coding region: 1-1248 (415 amino acids)
Biological process (GO): cell communication
Cellular component (GO): connexin complex
Source: RefSeq, a predicted model, not a curated record